Pestalotiopsis fici W106-1 is the source of this 1818-nucleotide messenger RNA. RefSeq lists its product as uncharacterized. The coding region runs from base 1 to 1818 and encodes 605 amino acids. The transcript has a single exon. The record is from RefSeq and is a predicted model, not a curated record. NCBI's taxonomy places the organism in Eukaryota, Fungi, Ascomycota, Sordariomycetes, Amphisphaeriales, Sporocadaceae.
AUGAAUCAGGACUCACGCCUACACAGUCGACGACUCCACUACGACCGCCCCUUCCAAAGAUAUGAACGUGACGGCCCGCUUCAAUGGGAAUGGUUCAGAUCCAGAUUGCGAGAUGCACCUAUCAAAGUGCCGCAGCUGGACCCCAUUCCUCGGGGAUUUCGGCUCAUCGACGUAGAGGAAAAGAAGGUUGUUCGAGCCUCUGGGUUAGGGCCAAUCGAGUAUGCGUGUUUGAGCUACGUCUGGGGGAACAACGAGGAAUUCCAGUCUACGAAGGACACCAUCGGCUCCUUUGGGGAGAUCAACAGCCUCGGUCGCGACAGUGUCCCGGCAACAAUCAAAGAUGCCAUCACUAUCUGCAACAACCAUCUCGGUAUCCGAUACCUCUGGGUUGACAGGCUCUGUAUUGUGCAGGACGAUGUUGGACCAGAUGGCGAAAAGCAGGAACAAAUUGAAGCUAUGGGCCGCAUCUACAAUCAUGCUGCCGUCACUCUCGUAGCAGCGGAGGGUGACGCAUCUGCCGGGUUUCCUGGUGUUACCCGACCAUUCGUGCCAAGUCGGAGACACCGAUCUUGGAAUAUCAUCCGGCCUUCGAGAUGGGCACAGCGCGGAUGGACAUACCAAGAAGCUAUGCUCUCUCGUCGCAUGUUUAUAUUUGCGACGGAAGGCAUCUACUUUGAACGAGAACAGUUAGGGCCCUUACAGCCGUUUACCGCAUGGCGUCCUCGUGAUGAUUACCAGCCGCUUUAUCACUAUAAGACCCGCUAUUCAAGCAUUGUCAAGGCAUAUACGAAGCGAACACUGGGAAAUGAGGCCGACAUCAUAAAUGCGUUCCAUGGUAUUUGUUGCCACAUGUUUGACAAACAUCAUCGCUUUGGAAUACCUACGAAUGGAUUCCAUGACGCAUUGCUUUGGUUCCCGUCAACGGAAGGCAGCGCAAGAGAACGAAGGCCUCCCCAAGGCUGCAACGUCUUCCCAAGCUGGUCCUGGUCUUCCGUUCGAGGGGCGGUCACGGUUCAUGAUGAGCAAACGCCUCUUUAUCACGUCGCAGCAUGGGCCUUUGCUGACAAGAUCGAUGCCGCUGGGAACAUCUCGAUGACAUUCGCAAAACCUCGACACUUUUUGUCCGUUGCAAAGAAAAUGCUAUCCCAAAGUUCAUUCAUCAAGUAUACAAUGAAACUGGCGGCUCUGGCGUCUAGAUAUGGCUGCACGCCUGCAACACCGAUGGGGGUCGACGAUCCUCAUCUGAAUAACGAGGACCAGUUCGUUGAAAUGUGGCCAUCUAGCACAGAUCUUUGGCGAGCAAGCCAUGGAGUUGAUCAAAAUGAACGACCCGCAUUGGCCGAACAGAUUCCACCGGAGAAGAAACAGCUUGCUGCUGCAUCCGGUGGGCAUUUGUUGGGUUUCUCGCAGACCCUGCGUUUAAGCAUCGCGCCCACAAGUGGGGGUCUGGAUGGGGGACCAUCACACUGCGCUGUGUACAUUGACAACAAGCUUGUCGGGGUCCUCUCAUUUGAUGACAAGACAUACCUGGCAAAAUUGCGGGAACGGAGCGACAAAAUCCAAUGCAUUGCCCUGUCGACCAUGGAUAAUACUUGGUUGGGUGUAAAAGGGCAACAUUGGCACACAUUUGGCCAGGGGAUCAUCGAGGCAUUGGACAAGGCAGCCAAGGCAAUAGGCCGUUACCGGUAUGUCUUCAUGUGUUUCAUGGCAAUUGAGUCACACAAUAAAGGGCUUUCACGCCGAGUCGGUAUUGGGUUUAUCCCUUUGGACGACUGGGUUCAAUUGAAACCAACCAAAACAUUUUUCGUACUCGCAUAG